GUUAACUUAUUUUACAUCGGUUGAAUUCAAUCAUUACUAUAAGCGCCAACUACUAUAUGCGCUAAGCUAGUUUGGAAGCCUUAUAACAACCUCCUAAGCUAAUUCAUGUGCUGAUAUAAGAGUACUUGGAGGUAGCUGAAAGCUUAGCACUUUGUGGGGCAGCACUCCCCGCUGUGCAUGAUGGCCCUUGUGAACUACUGUAACAACUGGGAAACUUUCUCAAGGAACACUUUUCAGGCUCUGCUAGCUCGCAGCAGCUUCACUGAAAGUGGAGAGUCAUCACAGUAGCUCCCAAACAAAACUCAAUCUCAUCUCGCACCUCGUCAUGCCAGACAUAGCAGACGUCAUCGCCGAAGAGAUCGCGCGUCGCACCGACGACAUCUCGUCCAUCAACCAACGCAUCCACUCGAACCCUGAGCUCGCCUACGAAGAACACCAAGCCCACGACGCAUUCGUCUCAGCCCUCCAUACUCUCGGUUUCGCCAUCACCCCGCACGCCUACGGCCUGCCCACCGCCUUUUCUGCUGACUUCGGCAGCGGCGGUCGAUUGGUCGUCUUCAACGCAGAGUAUGAUGCCUUACCAGGAAUCGGGCACGCCUGCGGGCACAACCUGAUCGCCUCAGCUUCAUUCACCGCCUUCCUCGGCGCCGCCGCAGCGCUCAAAGCCUCCAACCAGCCAGGCCGCGUCCGCCUACUCGGCACCCCCGCCGAAGAAGGUGGCGGCGGCAAGCUCAAGCUCAUCGCGGCAGGCGCGUAUCGCGGCGCCGCCGCCAGCCUCAUGGUGCACCCGGGGCCGGGCCACAAACUACCCCCAUCCGUCCGCGGCGUGUCCUUUGUGCGCAUGCUCGCCAACGUCAAGAUGCAAGUCCACUUUACCGGGCGCGAGGCGCACGCCGCCAUCGCGCCCUGGGACGGCGUCAACGCGCUCGAUGCCGUGUGCCUGUCGUAUAAUGCCAUCAGCAUGCUGCGCCAGCAGAUCCGACCGUACGAGCGCAUUCAUGGGGUGUUCCGCUCCGCCGGGGACAGGCCCAACGUCACGCCUGCGGACUGCACGGUGGAGUACUACGUGCGGAGCGCGACGCGGGCCGAGGCGGAGGCGUUGUGGCAGCGGGUGAGGAGGUGUUUUGAGGGCGCUGCGGUCGCGACCGGGUGCGAGAUGCGGGUCGAGCCACUCAAUUCGUACGCUGAUGUCCGGCCGAGCAGGGCGCUGUGUGAGGCGUAUGUGGACGCCAUGCCACAAGGGACGGUGGCGAUGGAUGAGCCUGCGGACAUCCUGGCGGGGAGUACGGAUAUGGGAGAUGUGUGCUAUGAAUGUCCCGGAUUCCAUGGCGUGUUUGGUAUUGGCACGAAAGAGGGCGAGGCGAAUCACACGAAGGGGUUUACUGCUGCCGCCGGGACCCAGGACGCAUAUGAGCGGGCGGUGGAGUGUGGAAUGGGCAUGGCUCGGGUGGCAUGGAAAGUCCUGUCGGACGAUGAGUUUGCGGAGCGAGUGCAGAAGGAGUGGGAGGAGGAUAUAGGGUUGGCCGCUGAGGGCAAGGAAGCUCUCCGUGAAGAUAUGAGGUUGAGGAUGAAGUGAGAAAAGGGGAGACGGGUUAGAGGGAUGAGGGUUAGGGUUGAAGCUUAUCUCCUGCCAGAUGAUUUUCUUCGCUUACUACAGAAACAUGACUAGCUAUUGCUAAACUAGUAGCAUUUUAUUGAGAUUCAAAUUACUACUCA
This is a messenger RNA of Parathielavia appendiculata, 1716 nucleotides long. RefSeq lists its product as uncharacterized. NCBI's taxonomy places the organism in Eukaryota, Fungi, Ascomycota, Sordariomycetes, Sordariales, Chaetomiaceae. The coding region runs from base 326 to 1576 and encodes 416 amino acids. The transcript has a single exon. The record is from RefSeq and is a predicted model, not a curated record. Gene Ontology annotation, molecular function: dipeptidase activity.